Hevea brasiliensis (rubber tree) is the source of this 1922-nucleotide messenger RNA. RefSeq lists its product as uncharacterized. Gene Ontology annotation, cellular component: membrane. The record is from RefSeq and is a predicted model, not a curated record. Lineage: Eukaryota; Viridiplantae; Streptophyta; Magnoliopsida; Malpighiales; Euphorbiaceae. The transcript has 8 exons. Gene Ontology annotation, biological process: regulation of peptide transport. Bases 369 to 1547 code for a protein of 392 amino acids.
AUGCGUCGGAGAUAGCAAGAGUGUGAUUAAAUUAACUGAUAACCACCGAAACUUAAUUCUAACACUAAGAGUACCUUUCCACCUCGCCUCCCGUAAUCCCAUUAAUCCUCCUCUUCUGCGUUUUCUUUUUGGCUUUUGUUUCUCAUCUCUUUUUCAAUUCUUGUUACUCACACCAUUGCACUUUAACUGUUUCCAUCUCUUUGUUUGCGCAUUGAAACGUACGUCCCUCUCUAGCUAUGAGAUCUCAAAAUAGCUCCUGCCGCUGACCACCGACAAAUCUUAAACUGGGUUUCAAAGAUCUGAGGGAAACUCGCUGAUCUCUUCAAUUUCUGCCGGUUUCUCUACUUGGGUUUUUUCUGUAAUUUGCUAUGAGCUGGAGAUAUAAGGCCGGUUUAUUCUUGAUAGCUGCUGUUGUUAUUAUAUGGGUUACCUCUGCAGAAGUCACCCAGGGUAUCUUUACAGACUACAAGCAGCCAUUUGCAGUGACAUAUCUUGGAGCAUCUCUGAUGGUAGUUUACCUCCCAAUAGCAUUUCUUAAAGACUGGAUAUGCAAGAUACUAAAGCAUCGCUCUUCUAAAAGUGGUAAAGAUGCAGGAAGCAUAAAUGAGUCUUCCGAUGGAUUUAACUCUCCUCUGAGCCGGAAAAUUUUUGAAAUUGAACUUCAGGGAACUUUGACCAGAAAAGACAGUGAAGCAGACCUUUCUCCUCAAGCAGAGGGAAAGCCUUUGAUUCCUAGACACAAAGAUGAUUUAAAUGUGUUGAAACAUGAAAAAGAGCUUACACCUAGAGAAAUUGCCAUCUAUGGUUUUUAUAUUGCCCCUAUCUGGUUUAUAACAGAGUAUUUAUCAAAUGCCGCGCUUGCACGUACAAGUGUUGCAAGCACAACAGUUUUGUCAUCAACAUCAGGACUUUUUACCCUUUUCAUUGGUGUAUUUCUGGGCCAAGAUACUUUAAAUGCAGCGAAAGUAGUAGCUGUCCUUGUAAGCAUGGCUGGUGUUGCCAUGACUACUUUGGGAAAAACUUGGGCUGCAGAUGAGUCUCAACUAAGUGCUUCUAUCAAUGGGAAGCGCUCUCUUGUCGGGGAUCUUUUUGGCCUUCUUUCAGCUGUUUCAUAUGGACUAUUUACAGUGCUCCUUAAAAAGUUUGCUGGUGAAGAAGGAGAAAGGGUUGAUGUGCAAAAGUUGUUUGGAUACAUAGGACUGUUCACGCUUGUAGCUCUAUGGUGGCUUGUUUGGCCGUUGACUGCCUUGGGAAUAGAACCCAAGUUUUCAAUUCCUCAUUCUGCUAAAAUGGAUGAAGUUGUUCUUGCAAAUGGCUUUAUUGGAAGCGUCCUGUCUGACUACUUUUGGGCAUUAUGUGUUGUAUGGACAACUCCAUUGGUGGCUACCUUGGGUAUGUCACUCACCAUCCCUCUUGCUAUGGUGGCUGAUAUGGUGAUUCAUGGUCGUCAUUAUUCGGCAAUUUACAUUCUUGGCUCUAUUCAGGUUUUUGCAGGAUUUGUUAUAGCUAAUCUUUCGGAUUGGUUCUCAAGAAAAUUGGGAUUAUAGCAUUUGUUGAAAUUCCUGGGCGUAUAUUCAAUUCUUUAUGGGGGCCUAUUUCCAAAUAUCUUUGACUUGAUGUCCCUUCCUCAAAGUGGCUUGUCAUCUCCUGAGAAAUGAUGAUGAACUGUAAUUGAAUGUGCAAAUGAAAGGAAGAGGUUUGUAUUCUGGUAAUGGUUGGGUCAGGUUUGUGAGUAGAGCCCUAAUUGUAAUAAAUAGUUUUGGUCAAAGAAAAAAAAAAUCCUCUCUAUUUCUGGACUUUGUAAAUAUAUUUUUAAAUUGAUAAUUUGAUGCGGAUGUUGCUAGGGUUGUGACCCAUAGGAACAGCAAAAAUGAAGGUUGAAUUUUAAUUAGAGUUAGGUUUGGUCAAGAGGUUGGGGUUAA